AUGAAGGUAGUCCAGGAGAUGACCAAGGACCCGGUGGAAGCUCCAGUGGAGUCUACCAGGGCACGAGGGGGCGCGAGGUCAUCUCGCCGGCGCACAAUGGACGUGAUGAUGGAGGACGAGCUCGACGAGGAGACGUUGCGAUCGGCCCACCAGGAGGAGCUGACAGCCAACUGCCAGGUCCAGAAGGAGAUGCUGGCGGCUCCGGGUCAGCUCAACCAGAGGCUGGAGCGCCUCGAGGCGCCGAGGGCUCCGAGUUCCGCGGACAGUUUUAUCGCAGAGCUCGACCCGAGGAAGCAGCGAUGGCUCGCGAAGUGCAUCAGGGAGAGCAACAGCACCGAGGACUUCGAGGCGCUGAUGGCACAUGGGGGGGUCAAGCUCAUGGAGCUGGCCUGUAGUCCCGCAUCCAUCCUGAGCACGAAGAUGGCCGAGAAGUUUGGCGAGGAAGCAGCGCGGCGGGUCAGCUCGUGGAGCGGCCACAAGCUCGGGACAGCCCAGGGUAACCAGAAGGCACGGGAGACCAGGGACAAGGCCGAGCCCGACCACCUCUGGAUCAGCACUCGGCGUGGUCCCCUGAAACGAUGGCUCCAACAAGCGAUCAGAGAGUACAAGGGCGCGGUGCAACUGGUGUACGACCAGGUGGCCCAGGGCAGGCACGCCCACUGGGAGUGGCCUAUCAAGUGCGAAAGGUGGGGCCAUGUCAUGAUUCGCCAGAUGAUCGAGGACUGCUCAAUGACCGUGGUGAAGGUGGCCGGGUGCCAGCUCGGGGUCAAGAAUGAGAAGGGGGAGCCUCUCCUGAAGGAGUGGCUCAUCGCUACGACCUCACCGAAGAUGGCGGCUCGGAUAGCCACAGAGUGCCCAGGAGGUCACCGGCAUGGCGAGCUCAUGGGCGGGGGCCUCACGGCCUUGACAGGCUACUACACGGACGAGUUCGCCCGGAGGGCCGUGCGGGCCAUGAUCGAGGAGGCCGCGCCGGACCACCACGAGUUCUUGCGGACCAAAGGGCACGCCUUCGCGGGGCAACUGGAGUCGACCUCACCCUCCGAGGACCCUGGCUCCAAGGAGUACCAGAAGAUCAUGCAGUGGCUCACAUCUGUGCACCGAUGGUCCGGUCACAGCUCCAAGGCAUCCAUGCUGAAUGCGCUGAAGAGGAAGGGGGCGCGCGAGGAGGCGAACAACCGCCGCCCGACGCACCCGCCCGUCAGUCUUGAGGCCGCACCCCCGAAGUGGAAGCAGAUCCAGGCGGACCGAUUCGAGUGGGAGCACCCCUGGACGAAGCUCAAGGCCAAGUUCUCGCUGAUCAUUGACGAGAACUGCAAGGUCCGGGUCACUAAGCUGUUAUGCCACAUGAGCUUCUACGAAGAAAGGUGGCUGCCGUACUUCGGGAAGCCGCAGCGCGUGAAGGUGGACCCCGAGGGCUCCUGGAUGUCCAAGCAGGCCGCCCAGCAUUUUGACUCGGACUCCAUCGGAUACGAGCCGAUCCCCGGCCAGGCUCACUGGCACAGUUCCCUCUCUGAAGAGGCGAUCCAGGCAACCAGGGGGACGAUGGACAAGCUCGUGACUGAGAACACGGACACGUCCACCGAAGAGGCCCUGGCCCGCGCCACAGCAGCCGGGAACUCUCGGGAGGACGCACGAGGCCAUUCCCCCUUGCAGCGCGCGCUGGGAAGGGCCCCUGACCUGGACGGCCAUUUCUUCGAGAGCGACUUCGACGAGCUGCCCUGCGUCGAGGCCCAGCGGGUCGACAAGGAGUACGGCCAGAACUACAUGGGGAUGUGCGCGGCCGAGCAGGAGUACCUGUGGCAGGUGUACCUGCGUCGCCUGAGUCGGGCAGAGAAUGCCAAGAACCAGUCGCUCAAGGCCGUGGCGCCUGGCAUGUGGGUGCGCUAUUUCCGCAAGGAGAAAGGCGAGCAAAUCCGACACUGCAUCCAGGUCGUGCUGGACUUGUGGUCUGGUUGGUCCGGGCAGGACGCAUCAUCAAGGUGGAUUUAUGCCAGAAUCCGGGCUGCGUCCGCGCGGGAGAUCGCCUGCGCUGAGCUCAUGGCGGGCAAGGGCGCGCCCUGGACCGUGAACGCAUUCAUGAAUCAGGCGAUGCGGCAGGAGUACCUGGACUUCUCGGGACACGACCCCACGGAGCAAGACGAGGAACUCGCAUCCUGGGAGGGGGUGCCUGAGCCAGCGCCUCCGAUGAAGAAGGCGCGCCACGAGGAGCCGCCGAAUGAGACCAAGUCGACUCGGAAGAAGGCCCCACCGCCAGGAGGAGUGGCCAGCAUCGCGAAGGCAGCCCGGGCCGCGCAGGCAGAGGACAUCAUGAUAGAAGAGGCUGCCCUCAUGGCCAAGGCACCCCCGGAUGCCCGAUCCUUCUGGGCAGGGGACAUCCCUGGAGGAAAGCCCCUGCAGCAGGCCACGAGGCACAUGAGCACCUACAUGGCAGGCCAGUUCAAAAGGGGGAAGCGAGAGAUCUCAGAGCGGACCCUCACCCUGGAGGAGGUGAAGAAGUUCAGCGUCGCCAAGGCCGCCGAAGUGAACAACUACGUGAUAUCCUGCGUGCUGGAAUCCUUGCCGCCUGGGGUCACCCCGCCACCAGAGGAUGCAAUGCGCAUGCGGUGGAUCCUGGAGCGGAAGGUGGACGAGACCACGAGCGAGAAGAAACCCAAGGCCCGGAUCGUGGUCUUGGGAUACAUGGACCCUGAGUGCGAGCACCGUCCGACGACCGCUCCAACCAUGACCAGGACCUCCCGGCACCUGGUACUGCAGGCUAUGGCGUGGCUCGGGUUCAAGGGGUACAAGGCUGACGUGACAGGAGCAUUUACCCAGAACCGGGAGAUCAAGCACGACCUGUUCGUGAUGCCCGUGAAGGAGCUGGCCGUCGCCGACCAAGCGCUUGUGUCGGUCCGCUUCCGUUCCCGCUGCCCGGGAGCAAUGGCGGCACGCAGGGCCGCUGUGGACGAGAGGUUCGCGGCGCUCGAGGCGAGAGUGACGUCGGUGGAGGGUGGGCUGCAACGCAUAAAGAGGGACCUGGGCGAGGUUCGCAAGAGCUGCCACGUCGUCCUUGAGGGGUUCGACAAGGUGGAGAGCGCGUGGGCAGAACACGCACCGAGCCAGUUGUGGAGGGAGCUCCGCCUGGCAGUGCCGAAGGCGGUGGGCGAGGACCUCUGUGAGGCCCUCCAGGUGCCGUGGCCGCUGCCGCAGGAAGACUCCCAGGAGUUCCAGGCGCUGGGCGACACGGGUCUGGCUAUCUCCAAGAUAGUCAGUGGCCUGGCCGGCGCGGACGUGCUGGCGCACGUCUUCGACCAGUCGAGGAACACGGCCGGCGGCAGGAGCCGAGUCGAGGGCACCUUUCGGUUGACCCUCCGGUUCGGCGAGGAGUCCCUAUCGGUGCAGGCGGCGCUGGCCUUUUUGGACGGGCCGCUUCGCACGGCAGCGGGCCUUCCCGUUCGCGGGAGGCCUGCGCCGCCGAGGGCGGAGGGGGCCCCUGCCACGAAGCGCAGGCUGACGUACGCGGAGGCGACGCCGGAGGAGCGGGAGCGCAAGCGCGCGCGCCAGGAGGCCAGCGGAGGCGGCCCCAAGGGCAGGGGCGGGAAGAGCAGCAAGGGGCGCGGCGGCAAAAACGGCGGCAAGGGCAAAGGAAAGAAGGGUGCCAAGGGGAAGGGGAAGGGCAAAGCCCAGGGCAAAGCGCCCGCCGCACCCGCGGCAGAGCCCGCCGCCAGCGCCCCGGCGUCCUCUGUGGCCCCGGCGCCGGCGGCAGCCCCGUCCGCAGUGGCGCGGGCCAAAGCCGCCGCUGACGCGGUGGCCGCGGUCCACGCCAAGGCCGCCCCGGCUGCUCACGGAGCAGCGGCCGCCGGCAGCGCCGACCCCCCCCCCAUCGGGGGCGGGGGCGGUGGAGGCCUGAGCGCCCACCUCACCAGCGUCGUUGCUGUGGCGGCGAAGACGCUCGUGGGUGUCUGGCCCUUGCGGGUGCGGGAGUUCGCGGGCGCACUCGACGAGGGCGAGGGCGAGGAGCUGGCCGUCGCCCUGGGGAUGCCCGAAGGGGUUGCGAUGAGGCUGCGAAAGGCAGUCUAUGGGCUCGUGGAGGCGGCAAUCGAGUGGUUCAUGACGGUGAGCGAGGCCCUGGAGGAGUUCGGCUGGACGCAGAUGAAGAUGGACCCAUGCGCCCGGGUGCUCCACGGUCAAUCUUACGGCCAGGACACCAGAUUCACUAAGGAGGCCCUGGGUCAGUUCACCGCAUCUGAGGUGAUGGGCGAGCUGAUCGCGGCGAAGAGUGACCUGGACAUUGCGGCUAUCGCGAGGUCCCACUGGAAGGCAUGGGAGGCCGACGAGUUCAUGCAGACUGGUGUCCGGAUCAGGCAGCUGCCAGGCAUGAGCUUCAAGAUGGAGCAGAGUGAGCAUGUCAAGACCAUCGAGAAAGCAGUCGUGAGCCCGGAGCGAAAGAAGAACAAUGACGCCCCGACCACAGACAAGGAGAAGGGGCAGCUGAGGGCAAUCCUGGGCGCCACGGCUGGCACCCUCCUGGACACGAACCGCCUGGUGGACAGGGCGCGGGAAGGAGCAGACCUCCCAGUGGCCAUCCACGGCCAUUCUAGCGCGCAGGUAGUCGUUCCCAUCGAGUGGUCAGAUUCCUCGGGGGCGAACCGCCCCGACGGAAAAUCCACCAAGGGACUUGUCACAGAGAUGGCCCCACUACGCAUCCUGCAGGGGGAUGAGUCAGACGUGAGCAUGAUCUCAUGGAAGUCAGGGAAGAUUGACCGAGGGUGCCGGAGUUCCGCAGCAUGUGAGGCCCGAUCAGCUGUAGACGGUGAGGACGAACUGUUCGGGGUCAAGCUCCAGUGGCUGGAGAUACUCGGCAACCAGAUUGACUGGCGCAACCCGGAGGGGGCCCUCAGCCAGCUACCCGCCGCCCUCGUGGUGGACGCCAAAGGUUUCUACGACAAGCUGCAGACCACGGUGCGCACAUUCCGCGGCAAGGAGAAGAGGACUGACCUGGUGAACUUUUUGACGAAGGGGCAUGAGCCCCGACAGCUGAGGAUCCACUACAAAAGUGGCCACAGGUGGAAGCUGGUCCACGACGCCAAGUACCAGAGUGCCAAGAGGCGGAAGGCCGCGGGGAUCCUUCCAUUCGAGAGCGUCCCUCCUGGAGUGCUGCGCCAGGAGGAUGCAGGAGAGGAUGCCACGUACGCUGCAGCAGGUGCUGGAACUAGUCUCGCGGGUUUCCCAGA
Molecule: messenger RNA, 5213 nt
Organism: Prorocentrum cordatum
Lineage: Eukaryota; Dinophyceae; Prorocentrales; Prorocentraceae
Source: the annotation of a GenBank genome assembly